Molecule: messenger RNA, 1859 nt
Organism: Suillus bovinus
Lineage: Eukaryota; Fungi; Basidiomycota; Agaricomycetes; Boletales; Suillaceae
Exons: 6
Coding region: 38-1636 (532 amino acids)
Source: RefSeq, a predicted model, not a curated record
CUUCACCUUAGCCACUUAUCUUGUUGAGCUCAUCGAUAUGUCUAUCAAUUCUAUACACAUGUCGGAUUCGGAUUACCGCGUACCCCUCCACGGCCACCCUGAUCCCACUCCGUUGUCCAAAGAAAACAUGGUUAAGUUGGUCAACCGGUGCGAUGCGGCGUUUCACGAAGUAUGCAACCAGCUGGACGCAUUGUGUAAAGACACCGAGGAAUUUAUGCGUGAUAUGACGAAAGGAUACGCGCUUGCAGGCCCAGCAGGUGCUCACGUUAACGAAUCAAACUAUGAUGGCGUCGCGGCGAUGCAACAGGGGGCCCGGGAUGAUUUGAACUAUGUUCAAAAUCCUCAGGCGUCGUUCCCGACAUUGGAGAAAUUCAUGCCACCAGUGGUUGGUUUUCCACAGUUGUCCCACAUUGAUCAGGGAUUUUGUUACCCUCCGCAGACCUCUGCCGUCCCUCGAGCGCCCUCGCAAGGUCAUACAUUGCCCCAGCACGAAUAUAACCCUGCAUACUUGAAGAACGGGCCUCCCAGCGUGUAUCUUAGGCAGCCCCCUGCCGCACAGCAAGGCCCUGCAUUUUCCCAUGAAUACAACCCUGAUUGUUCUCAGCCAUCUUCGGUCGUUGCGGCGGCGGCGGCAGGCUAUGCUUGGCCUCAACAUGAAUAUCAUUCCAAUGGACCCCCUGACGUGUCUCAUUCGCAGCCCUCUGCGGUCGUUCCAGCACCACCCCAGCAUCUAUAUCCUCCUACUUCCUCCUACCCUUACUACCAGCAACCUCAACCUCAUAACAUCGCAGGUUCAUUCAACGCGUAUCACCCGACCGCGACAAUCCCCCAGGGUCAACAUGCUCCCUUGCAGACGGAAUCUAAUGUCGCCUCGAGCAUGGAGCCAUCUUCCUCUGCUCUCAACAAGACGGCGUCUGCUAGGCCUCGCAAGCGUAAAGCUCGCCAGACCUUUGAAUGCGAGGAUGGUGCAAGUUCGUCCAUCGCACCAACAUCGCGCAAGCGCAAGCGCCGGAACAUCACCGACGACUGCAAAUCUGGAAAUUUCGGUCCAUACAUGUCAGCGGACGCCAGUGCCACGGUUAUGGUCAUGCCUGUCCACGACCCAAUGCCUGUGGACAUCAGCAGCCGCAGGACGCACGAUCCCGACGGCAAUCCGCUUCAAACGAGCAGAUUUGGGGUGAUGGAAGUGGAUAACCACUGUGCUGAUGGAUCCGACAAAGUCACGAAGGACCUUUCACCAGAAUUGACCUGCGUGCGCUCAUGCGAUUGGACUGACCAACCGUGUGGUCUGUUCGUAGAGGUGAACAAGACCCGGAUCGAAGAACACCUGUGGUUUUGGCAUGGUGUCAAAGUCAAGAACUCCAAGUCUGCCUGCCAAUUUGGAGAUUGCUCGGACACACAGGAGAUAAAGAAUUUGGGCCGUCACAUCGAAGGGGUGCACUUCAAUAUGUCCUACCAGUGCCCCUAUUGCAACAAGCCGGCGUCCAGGACCGAUGUUGUGACUCGGCAUCAGAAGGAGUGUAAAGUAUUGUUUGAUAAAAGGGCCCACGCUGAGCGUGAACAGUAUGAAUUCUGUCCCCAACCGAUUACCAAGAUGGUUUCUGGAUAUAUCGUUCCCGCAAAGAACGCAAUCUAGGACAGUGUUUGAAUAUUAUUUACUCCAAUCAUUGACUCGGAAACAAUCAAUUUGCUCUCUACGGCGAACAACACUUGUACUCGUUUUGUUCUAUUAUUCACGAUAUUCUUUCUUUUCAUUCUUGCUUGGUGGAUGUUCUACUAGUAGUAUGCUUAUUGGUUAUUUUUAUUGCACGCUGGACGUGGCUAUCGUACCAUGGUGCUCGGUUUAUCUUACAUAUGGU